This is a messenger RNA of Lepisosteus oculatus (spotted gar), 1596 nucleotides long. NCBI's taxonomy places the organism in Eukaryota, Metazoa, Chordata, Actinopteri, Semionotiformes, Lepisosteidae. The record is from RefSeq and is a predicted model, not a curated record.
UUCCUGCUGGUGGACGCCAACGGCAACUUCCUCACCAAGGGGUACUACGCCGCCGUGGAGGCGAAGAAGGAGCGCACCAGCAAGCACGCGCAGUCGUUCGGAGCCAAGGGCGCCUCGCAGGUCACCACCCCCAACCAGGACCGGGCCGUGUGGCUGUCCCUCCUCUCCUCCCUGUACCGGCGGGACCAGACGCCCGUGGUGGCCUUCACCUUCUCGCGCUCCCGCUGCGAUGAGAACGCCCGCGCGCUCUCCUCCCUCGACCUCACCACCUCCGCCGAGAAGAGCGAGAUCCACUGCUUCUUCCAGCGCUGCAUCUCCCGACGCUCCGUGACCCCGCAGGUCCAUGAGAAGAGGAUCGCCGAGCUGAAGCAGACCCUGUCGUCUCUCCCUCCCGUCGACACCGAGGGGCAGCUGGCCGACCUGGUGACGUACUACCGCACGGUGAAGGAGCUGGCGGAGAUCCGGGACACGCUGCAGAAGGCCGUGAUGGAGUCGGUGAACGGCGUGAAGGCCCUCUCCGUGGGCAGGGUGGUCGUGGUCGGCAACGCGCAGCACAGCAACGCCCUGGGGGUCGUCCUGCAGGUGUCCAGUGACGCAGCCAAUCGCUCCUUCACCGCUCUGAUCCUGUGCGAGAGGGGCAGGGAGAGUGGGGGCGCCCCGAACCCCGGCAGCAAGAUUUGACCCUGGUGGUCUGGGGGGUGCCCUGGCGUGACCGGCGUGCUGCGUCUCCCCCCAGGCCCCUGCGGGCACACGGUGCAGAAGAUCAAGCCCGGCGACAUCGCCGCCAUCACAGUGAAGACCCUGCGGGUCAGCCCGGACCGCAUCAUCGACGACUUCAACAAGAGGCAGAUGCCUCGCUUCAGGAUGGACCCCCCCGGGCAGGCCAUCUCCACGGCCACCCAGGAGCUGCUGCGAUUGGCCGAGGCUCACCCGGGCGGGGUGGCGACCCUUGACCCCGUGAACGACAUCCAGCUGAAGGGGGUGGAGGUGGUGGAGGCGUCGAUGAGGCUCCGCGUCCUGCAGGACGGCCUGAGCCAGUUCACCUGCGUGCACAGCCCCCGCUUCUCGGACGAGUUCUCCAGGCUGCAGGAGCGGAUGUCUUUUCAGGAAGAGCUGGACAGGCUGCAGUUCCUCCUCUCGGACCAGUCUCUCUCUCUGCUGCCCGAGUACCAACAAAGAAUUAAGGUGCUGCAGUCCCUGAGCUACGUGGACGCCGGCGGGGCCGUGCAGCUGAAGGGCCGGGUGGCCUGCGAGCUCAGCAGCCACGAGCUGCUGCUGACGGAGCUGCUGUUCGAGGGCGGCCUGAGCUCGCUGCCCCCCGAGGAGAGCGCCGCCCUGCUGUCCUGCCUGGUCUUCACCCAGAAGACGCAGGUCACCCCCGAGAUCGUGUCCCCUGUGUUGCAGGGCGUGCAGCGUGUGGUCGCCGUGGCCCAGCGGAUCGGCGAGCUGCAGCGGGACUGCGGGCUGGCCCAGUCGGUGGAGGAGUUCGUGGGGCAGUACAAGUUCGGGCUGACGGAGGUGGUGUACUGCUGGGCCCGGGGCAUGGUGAGAGACAGCGCCCCCCGCAGGGCCCACGCCGCGUCCAGCAGCCACUGA